CAAAGACCUGGAUCCCCUGUGCCGCCUUCCUCUGCUGCAUCAUUCGCAAUCGCAGGUGACCCACUCGUCGCCACCAAGCUAGCUUGCUCGAGCCUUUCCGAGAGGCGCAUGUGACUCGCAGCGAGGCUCUGAGCUCCUUUGCUCUGAGCUCUCCUGGUGUCCGUGUCGUUUGAUGCUGAGCUGAGAGACAGCAGACAGGUGAGGUGAGGAGGGAGGGAUGGAGUUCAAGAACGGCGGGUCGUCGUCGCAGCGCCGGCCGGCGGUGGAGGAGGGGGCGCCCCUGGCGAGGCAGGGGUCGGUCUACUCGCUGACGUUCGACGAGUUCCAGAGCGCGCUCGGCGGGGCCGCCGGCGGCGGUGGCGGCGGCAUCGGGAGGGACUUUGGCUCGAUGAACAUGGACGAGCUGCUCCGGAACAUCUGGAACGCGGAGGAGACCCAAGCCAUGGCCUCCGCCUCCGGCGCGGGGGCGCAGCCGGCGCCGCUGCAGCGCCAGGGCUCGUCGCUCACGCUUCCCCGCACGCUCAGCUCCAAGACGGUCGACGAGGUGUGGCGCAACCUCGUGCGCGACGAGCCACCGCAGGGGGUGGACGGCGGCGGGCAGCAGCAGGCCCACCGCCAGUCCACGCUCGGCGAGAUGACUCUGGAGGAGUUCUUGGUCAGGGCCGGCGUGGUCAGGGAGAACCCCGCGCCCGCCGCCGCCCCAGCGCCACCGCCCAUGCUGCCGCCGCGGCCGGUCCCUGUUGCCCCCAAAAGUACCGCCUUUCUUGGGAAUUUCCCGGGUGCCGAUGACGCCGCCGCCGCGGUAGCGCUGGGGUUCGCGCCGAUCGGCAUGGGGGAUCCGGCCCUGGGCAAUGGGCUGAUGCCGCCCAGGGCGGCUGGCAUGGGAGGCAGCGCCAUGGCCGUGCAAACAGCGGUGAACCAGCUUGAUUCUGGCGGGAAGGGGUACAGCGACCUGUUGUCGCCAACGGAGCCUCUGCCGUAUUCCUUUGAGGGGAUGAUUCGGGGGAGAAGGAAUGGCGGCGGAGUGGAGAAAGUGGUGGAGAGGAGGCAUAGGAGGAUGAUCAAGAACAGGGAAUCGGCAGCGAGGUCCCGAGCGCGCAAACAGGCUUAUACAAUGGAGUUGGAAGCAGAGGUUCAGAAACUCAAGGAGCUGAAUCAGGAACUGGAAAGGAAACAGGCAGAGAUUAUGGAAAUGCAGAAGAACGAGCUACCAGAGAUGUUGAAGGAUCCAUUCAGACGGAAGAAACGGGUGUGCUUGCGAAGAACACUGACUGGCCCCUGGUGAUGGCUGUCUCGAACAGUAGAUGACCUGCUACAUACCUGCACUGGUUCUUGUGAUCUGUAUAUAAUUCCCCUCCGAAUAGACUAGCGAUGAACGUAGUCAGAAUCGAUUGUACUGCUAGCUCCCUUCUGCCGCUUUCGUAGUGCGCAGUACUGUGGCGGUGGCAUCGCAAACUGACAUGUAGAUUGUGUAAACCAAGUUGGAGUGAAGCCGGCAGUAGGAACCGGCUCUAGCCGUCCUCUAGAGCUUGUGUAGAGUUGUUGCCUAGGUUUGCGUCUUGCCGGCUCAUCGUAUAGAGAUUGGAUGGUUUCAGAAGAUCGAUGUAAGUAGAUUAAUGGGAUCCAACUAGGGAGAGCAUGGGGCCGGCUUGAUGAUUACCUGUGUAUCUGAUGGAUUAAGUAUGGAAAUAUCUGUUACUGUUUGUGUGUGAUGAAAAAAUCGCUCGGCGUU
Messenger RNA from Setaria italica (foxtail millet), 1732 nucleotides. Its product is annotated as bZIP transcription factor TRAB1. Bases 218 to 1285 code for a protein of 355 amino acids. Gene Ontology annotation, molecular function: DNA-binding transcription factor activity. The transcript is spliced from 4 exons. Lineage: Eukaryota; Viridiplantae; Streptophyta; Magnoliopsida; Poales; Poaceae. Gene Ontology annotation, biological process: positive regulation of DNA-templated transcription. The record is from RefSeq and is a predicted model, not a curated record. Gene Ontology annotation, cellular component: nucleus.